Molecule: messenger RNA, 959 nt
Organism: Amaranthus tricolor (Joseph's coat)
Lineage: Eukaryota; Viridiplantae; Streptophyta; Magnoliopsida; Caryophyllales; Amaranthaceae
Product: vacuolar protein sorting-associated protein 29
Exons: 3
Coding region: 134-706 (190 amino acids)
Biological process (GO): intracellular protein transport; retrograde transport, endosome to Golgi
Cellular component (GO): endosome; retromer complex
Source: RefSeq, a predicted model, not a curated record
GCAUUUGUGUUGAGACUCAGCUCAAAACACACGGCGACCUAUAUUCAAAAUUUGGAUUUAUUGCGGCAUAAUUUUGAGCAAAGCCUCGCACUACGCGCCCAUCCCGGAGUUGUGUCUCCUUAGAAAGCAAAAAAUGGUGCUUGUAUUGGCGAUUGGGGAUUUACAUAUCCCUCAUAGGGCACCUGAUCUCCCUCCCAAGUUCAAGUCUAUGCUUGUCCCUGGCAAGAUUCAACACAUCAUCUGCACUGGUAAUCUCUGUAUCAAAGAAGUACAUGAUUACCUGAAAACAAUAUGUCCAGAUCUCCAUGUUACUCGAGGUGAAUAUGAUGAAGAUGCACGUUAUCCGGAGACAAAAACCCUAACCAUCGGUCAGUUCAAACUUGGACUUUGCCAUGGUCACCAGGUUAUUCCAUGGGGGGACUUGGAUUCUCUUGCUAUGCUUCAGAGGCAGUUGGACGUGGACAUCCUUGUGACGGGGCAUACACAUCAAUUUACAGCAUACAAGCAUGAAGGUGGUGUUGUCAUAAAUCCAGGAUCUGCCACCGGUGCAUACAGCAGCAUCACCUACGAUGUUAACCCAAGCUUCGUAUUAAUGGAUAUUGACGGGCUUCGUGUGGUGGUUUAUGUGUAUGAGCUGAUUGAUGGGGAAGUUAAGGUGGAUAAAAUUGAUUUCAAAAAGACAACUGCUCCACACUCUCCUCACUGACUCAAAACAACUUUGCAGAAUUUUCUUCUUAUUUUCCCUGAAUCUGAAACAAGACUAUUACUGAGUUGUUUUAAAAAUGUAAUGGGCCAAGUAGGUUUGUCACCUGAGCAUGUAUCUUAACUGUGUGUAUAACCAGAUUUUAGCUUUGUUUGGAUUUGAGUUUGUUGGUUUGGAUUCUUGUUUGAUUGUUUUGCAUAUGUACUUGGUAUAUAGGAAUACUUUAUAGUCUAUCCGAGCAAUUAUAAUAUCUGUG